GUAGAAUUGGAAUUUAUUCGAGAUACAUACAAAAUGAAACUUCUCAUCGUUUUUGCUUGCAUCCUGUUGAUGGUGGGCAGUUCAACAUCUUUUGAAUGUGGACCUAAUUCGCAUUACACUCCGUGCGUCUCGAAUUGUCCUAUGACCUGCUUCAGUUUAUACGCGCAUAACUUCUGCGACGAAGAAUGUCUCAGCGAUGGAUGUGCUUGCGACAAUGGAUAUGUACUCGAUGUAGAUGGGAAUUGCGUAACGAAAGACGAUUGUUUAGAAACUGAACGUGUGUGCGGACCUAAUGCAAUCUUCAUUUCUUGUGGAAGCGGUUGCUAUUAUCCACCCGUCAUUUGUGGCAAAUCUACCGGAGAAGAAGUAGAACCAUCAACUGAGCCCAGGAUAUGUCCUGAUGUUUGCGUACCACGUUGUUAUUGCAAUAGUGGUUUUUGGAAAAAUUCCAAAGGCGAAUGCGUCUUACCCGAAGUUUGCGAAUAAUAAUGCCGAAGAAAUCCGAAUUAGAUUGAUUAUUAUUAUAAACAAUAUAAAACAAUACCAAAACCUAUGAUUUCAUAAGUUUAUUA
Nicrophorus vespilloides is the source of this 572-nucleotide messenger RNA. RefSeq names its product alpha-tectorin-like. The record is from RefSeq and is a predicted model, not a curated record. NCBI's taxonomy places the organism in Eukaryota, Metazoa, Arthropoda, Insecta, Coleoptera, Silphidae. The coding region runs from base 34 to 486 and encodes 150 amino acids. The transcript has 3 exons.